AUGCUUCGCCAGACCUGUUUCGCAGCUACUUCGAAGCGGACCUUCUCGACAAAGCUCUCCUCGAGCUUCCCCACCAACACCAAGCCCGCAGCAUCCGUUCUAUUGAGACCAGUUGUACGGAAUGCUCUUGUAAAGGACGCUCUGCCAGGCGCAGUUCGAGUUGCUGCUUUCCAUGCCUGUGGGAGACGAGCAAUCCUUCCUCCUCUUCCCCAGGUGAUUGACGGGACUGCAAACGACCCAGCACCCGUACCACCUGCGAACCCAUCACAUGGCUCGUACCACUGGACAUUUGAGCGUCUUGUCUCUGCCGGCCUCAUCCCUCUCACGAUCGCCCCAUUUGCCGCAGGAUCAUUGAAUCCUACCAUGGAUGCUAUUCUCUGUGCUACAAUUCUCAUCCAUUCACAUAUCGGUUUCGAGUCUAUCGUCAUCGACUACAUCCCCACGAAGCGAUUGCCGAAGACAAGGAUGUUAUUCUGGUGGGGAUUGAGAUUGGCUACAGUUACAGUUGGUGUUGGAUUGUAUGAAUUUGAGACCAACGAUGUUGGUGUUACAGAAGCCAUUAAGAGGAUUUGGCAUGCAUAG
Molecule: messenger RNA, 582 nt
Organism: Hyaloscypha bicolor E
Lineage: Eukaryota; Fungi; Ascomycota; Leotiomycetes; Helotiales; Hyaloscyphaceae
Product: CybS-domain-containing protein
Exons: 3
Coding region: 1-582 (193 amino acids)
Biological process (GO): tricarboxylic acid cycle; mitochondrial electron transport, succinate to ubiquinone
Cellular component (GO): mitochondrial envelope; membrane
Molecular function (GO): ubiquinone binding; heme binding
Source: RefSeq, a predicted model, not a curated record